CAUUAACAAGCAGAAGAAGGAUGCAUUCCAAAUUAUCAAACCAGACUUGGAGUCGCUUGCAAAAUCCACUGUUCAUUUUGAUGAAAGGAUGGGCAUCAACCCAACCAAGCUCCUUCGUCCUAAAAGGCCAGGAUUCCAGUUUAUUGAGGAAGAAAACUUUCGAGGGAGGCUGAAUUGCAGAGGAUUAAGAAUCAAUUUGGUGAAGCACAAGCCAAAGAGCUUAAGGUAAAGCAAGCUCAACUUGCCAAGGCAAAGGUCGAAGCUGACAUGAAUCCAAACCUAAUUGAAAUUGCUCCUGGUGGAAGGCCUCCAAAGCAGAAGCGGAAGGAAGAGAUUCCUGACAUUGAGCCAUGGGACUCAAAAAUCCUGAUAUCUGCCACGUACGAGGACAUCUCCUUGGAAAAGCUUAAUAUGGAUAGGAUCACCAUCUACGUGCAACAUCCAGAGCCAUUGGAACCACCGGCUAAGCCCAUGACACCACCGCCUCAGCCACUUAAGCUUACUAACAAUGAGCAGAAGAAGUAUAGAACACAGAGGCGCCUCGCUACGGAAAAAGAUAGACAAGAAAUGAUUAGGCAAGGCCUCUUGGAGCCACCAAAGCCCAAGGUCAAGAUGAGCAACCUUAUGAAAGUACUUGGUGCACAGGCUACACAGGACCCGACACACAUGGAGAUGGAAAUAAGAGCGGCUGCUGCAGAGCGUGAGCAGGCUCACGUGGACCGCAACAUUGCCCGCAAACUCACACCAUCUGAGCGCCGUGAGAAAAAGGAGAGGAAGCUUUUUGAUGAUCCUGACACAUUAGACUAUUUCACUAUUUGUGUGUACAGAAUCAGAGACCUGUCGCACAGUGAGGCACACUUUAAAGUGGAUGUGAAUGCCCGAGACAACCGGUUGACUGGCGCUGCAGUUAUCACGGAUGGUGUAAGUGUUGUGGUUGUGGAAGGAGGGGGGAAGUCGAUCAAGAGGUACAAUAACCUGAUGCUGAACAGGAUUGACUGGGCUGCUGCAGUUGGCGAUGAGGAUAAUGACGCCGACGAGGAACCAGACAAGCCGGUGAAUAGCUGUGCAUUAGUAUGGCAAGGUAGUGUGGUGAAGUCUGCCUUUCCCAGGUGGUUCGGCGUGCGUAGUGCCAGAGUGAGGCUGCUGCCAAGGUGGUGUUUUUAGAUGCUAAAGUUGCACACUACUGGGACCUGGCUGUCAACUUCUCGGAUGAUUUGUCUUGAGCUCAAACUUCUGUUGAAGACGGUGAGAGUGAUUGCUGUGGAUCCUCGGUAUUGUCAUGAACAUGUCAUUUUCAGACUGUGAUGAAUUGAACGAAUGAAAGAGCUGUUGGAUUUUUUGUAAUAUGCUUUCAAAUAAAUCUAGUACGCCUUACAAGUUUAA
Molecule: messenger RNA, 1383 nt
Organism: Aegilops tauschii subsp. strangulata
Lineage: Eukaryota; Viridiplantae; Streptophyta; Magnoliopsida; Poales; Poaceae
Source: RefSeq, a predicted model, not a curated record